CGCGAGGGGUUUGGCCGAGACAAGCCAGGUGCGCUUAGCGCGCCUUGGUAUGCAUCCAAGUCGGGUGGGGUCGCGCCGUCUAGCGACCCCCUUGGUGCGCCGACGACACCCGGCACCGCGUGUCUUGCCCUCCAUCCUAUCUUGAACCGCUUUGCACCCCUCUCUCUUAGGUGUGUUAUGGAUAUUUCUCCAGUUUCACCUCUUGCCCGCCCAUCGCCCCGUCAGAACUCUGAAGCACCUCCACCUCCUACCAAUAAGAGACCUGAUCCGCCAUCAUCACCACAAGUGCCGAGGCGUGAGGAAUAUGAACCAUAUGAUCCGCUUGCUACCAGAUCCAUUGGUGAGGCUAUGGCUUUACGUCCCUACAAACCUCAGUACAUAGACUCCAUCUCUUGUGGUGUACAAGAGAUGGUGCCGGCGGCUAGGCGGUUAUGGAUGGAUUGCAGCUCCAUGAAUGCCUUCACCUCGCACUUAGUGGGUGAUACCAUGCAUGUGACCAUGCAAGCUAUCGCGUUGCGAGAACGUGUGCAAGAAACCUCUCGAGAAUACGCCCAGUCAUAGCAGACGCGCCAGGCUUUGGAGGACGAGCUCAGUCAACUCCGUGCAGCCCACGACGCCUUACAGCAGGAGCAUGGCACCCUCCGGAACAAUCACUUGAGCCUUAGGCUGGAGCAUGAAACCUUACAGGAAAAAUACAAGAGGCAAGAGGAUAGUUAUGCCAUAGCUCUCCAAUCUGCUAUUCAGACUGCCAUCCAUGACUGGCGAGGAUCAGAGGACUUCGUGCGAGCUGCAAAUGCACACGCCAUCAUAUGUAUGCCCACCUUACUACAAUCUUGGUUGGAUACUCCGUACAUGUCAGGCGAGCCCAUUGUAGAGCUUAUGGCGGGUUGGCAAGACUAUCGCGAAUUUACGAACCCUCCUUUUAUAUGCAUGGUGGUGCUUAUGCAAUUAUUCCAGGGUGAUGCACUCUCCUCGUGUUAUUAGUUGCUGCAAUUGUAUAUGUUGUGGGUUGCAUGUGUUAAUACUUGAAAUAACUCCAUUUAAAAAACUUAUAUUGUAAUUAUAUAUUAUAUUAUAGUGUAAAUUAAUAAUUAUUUUUAGUUGGAAUUUGAAAAUUGAGAUAAGAUUUAGAUUUA
This is a messenger RNA of Ipomoea triloba (trilobed morning glory), 1136 nucleotides long. RefSeq lists its product as uncharacterized. NCBI's taxonomy places the organism in Eukaryota, Viridiplantae, Streptophyta, Magnoliopsida, Solanales, Convolvulaceae. The transcript has 3 exons. The coding region runs from base 178 to 561 and encodes 127 amino acids. The record is from RefSeq and is a predicted model, not a curated record.